Messenger RNA from Durusdinium trenchii, 243 nucleotides. NCBI's taxonomy places the organism in Eukaryota, Dinophyceae, Suessiales, Symbiodiniaceae. The record is from the annotation of a GenBank genome assembly.
AUGGAGAAGCGCCUGGACUUGAAGCUCACCGCCAACCGACACGUGGUCGGAGUCCUCCGAGGCUAUGAUCAGUUCAUGAACAUUGUGCUGGACAACACGGUGGAGAUCGUCUCUCCCACUGAGAAGAACGAGAUCGGCAUGGUGGUGAUCCGAGGUCCGUCGACGGAGACGGUCAGCGGUCGUGGAAUGGAUUUUGGACCGAACGAUCCGAAAGAUGCUAAUAGCUUCUUGUUACUAUACUAG